Molecule: messenger RNA, 3176 nt
Organism: Pieris rapae (cabbage white)
Lineage: Eukaryota; Metazoa; Arthropoda; Insecta; Lepidoptera; Pieridae
Gene: Su(dx)
Product: E3 ubiquitin-protein ligase Su(dx)
Exons: 14
Coding region: 295-2913 (872 amino acids)
Biological process (GO): ubiquitin-dependent protein catabolic process
Molecular function (GO): ubiquitin protein ligase activity; protein binding
Source: RefSeq, a predicted model, not a curated record
AUUAUUUUUUGUUUAUUAUUGAUAAAAUAAUAAAUUUUAUAAAAAUGUUAAUAAUUGGCAAGUAAGAACUUUACAACUUUAAUGAUAUGUAGAGAGAAGACUGUUUUUGUUAAUUUUUAAGUGCAUACGGUGUUCACGAUAUUGUUCGAUGUUCAUUUCCUUUCAGACAAUUUGAUAAGGGAGAACGAUAAUGACCUAAUCUAAAAGAUUUUCUGCAAUCGUCACAUUUAUUCUCGAUAUUUAGUGAUCUUAAAAUGUGGAAUUUAUGAAACAGUAUGAAAUAAACAUUCCAUUAUGUCUGAAACCAGUCAGCCACUUGCAGCCCCCACUUCUCUCUCUACAUAUCAUCAAUUGAGUUUGACAGUUGAAUCUGCAAAUAUAAGAAGCACUGGCCUAUUUAAACCAAAUCCCUAUCUACAAGUUAUCAUAGAUGAUAACAUUUCAAGGAAGACUGAAGUUAUUAAGAACACUUUACAUCCAAAAUGGAAAGAAGAGUUCACAGUGUUGGUGACACCUCUAUCAAAAAUAACAUUUCGAUUGGCAGACCACCAUAGUUUUAGAAAAGACAAUAUUCUUGGAGAAAAAAGAGUAAAUUUCCUAAAAGUCCUCUUGUACUUCAAUGGGAAAAUUGAAAAUGUGGAGAUGACAAUAGAUUUAAUGAAAACUGUAUCACAGGAUAACUCAAGUUCAAACACAGAAGUAAAAUCUGCUGAAUUGGUGCUACUUCUUGAUGGGCUAAGAGUGGAGCCGGCGGUGUUGAGCCAAACUCAUGAAUUGUAUGGUGAACAGCUGAGUGCUAGAAGUCCACUAAAUGAUGGUGUACGAGCCAGAAACAGGUUACGUGCUACAUUAGAAUCAAUGAGGUCUAUGGCACGGCCACCUAACUUAAGGCCACCUCCGGGGCCUCCUCCACAUAUUAACGGGGCAGUGACAACAUCAGACGGGGCGGGGCCGUCCCACGAGACAGAGCCUCCGCCCGCGCACUCAGUUCUUCCAGUGCACCCGGCCCCACAGGCUCAACCUACUACAGCCAACAGUACCAGUACCCCAGAGGAACCAUUACCCCCAGGGUGGGAAAUGCGAUAUGACGUCUAUGGAAGAAGAUACUAUGUAGACCACAACACUCGUUCGACCUCCUGGGAGCGGCCCCAGCCUCUGCCCACCGGAUGGGAGGUCCGAAGAGACGGACGUGGUCGCGUAUACUACGUCGAUCAUAACACGCGUACUACGACUUGGCAACGACCGGAUACAGAGAGAUUGGCCAGAUUCCAACAUUGGCGCGGGGAGAGGAGACACGUGGUCGCCCAAGGCAACCAGAGAUUCCUUUACCCGCACCCGCAUCCACCGCAUCCGCCCAAUCAGGAUCAUGAACAGGAAGCUGCAGGAAGCAGCACGAACGUAGCGGCCCCACCGCCAAGUACAAGUGGAAGCAGCAACGCAAAUGUGAGCACUAGCGCAACGGCUAGCACGAGUCAAGCGAGCGAAGACGGCCUCGGUGCUUUGCCAGCGGGAUGGGAGAGACGCGUUCAACCAGAUGGACGUGUAUACUUUGUGAAUCAUAAGAACCGUACCACGCAAUGGGAGGAUCCAAGGACACAGGGGCAAGAAAUAAGCGCUUUAGAAGAGGCUUUACCGGCUGGUUGGGAAAUCCGGUUUACUGAAGAAGGGACGCGAUAUUUCGUUGACCACAACACCAGGACUACCACCUUCCAGGACCCCAGGCCCGGAGCGCCUAAGGGACCACAGGGCGCAUACGGAGUGCCGCGAGCGUACGAGCGUUCGUUCCGAUGGAAGCUGAGUCAGUUCCGUUAUCUCUGUCAGAGUAACGCUCUGCCCAGCCAUAUUAAGAUCACUCUGUCACGGCAGACGCUGUUUGAAGAUUCCUAUCACCAGAUAAUGAGGCUACCCGCAUAUGAGUUAAGACGUCGCUUGUACAUAAUAUUCCGCGGCGAGGAAGGCUUAGACUACGGUGGUGUCAGCCGAGAAUGGUUCUUCCUCCUUUCGCACGAAGUCCUAAAUCCCAUGUACUGUCUCUUCGAAUACGCGAACAAAAACAACUACAGCCUUCAAAUAAACCCAGCGAGUUACGUCAAUCCCGACCACCUUCUCUACUUCAAGUUCAUAGGACGGUUCAUAGCAAUGGCCUUAUACCACGGAAGAUUCAUAUACUCCGGCUUCACGAUGCCAUUUUACAAGCGGAUGCUGAACAAGAAGCUGACUAUGAAGGACAUUGAGUCCAUCGAUCCGGAAUUUUAUAACUCCUUGGUGUGGAUCAAGGAUAAUGACAUAGAUGAGUGUGGACUUGAGAUGUGGUUUAGUGUCGAUUUUGAGGUGCUCGGGCAAGUUAUACAUCACGAGUUAAAACCUGCUGGUGAUAAGGAGCGAGUUACUGAGGCAAAUAAAGAGCAGUACCUACAAUUAGUGACUCAGUGGCGUAUGUCAAGAGGAAUAGAGGAACAAACAACGGCUUUCUUAGAUGGAUUUAAUGAGGUGGUUCCCCUGGAAUGGUUAAAAUACUUCGACGAGCGCGAAUUGGAGCUGAUGCUGUGCGGUAUGCAAGAAGUUGAUGUAGACGAUUGGCAACGGAAUACCAUUUACCGACAUUACACGCGCACUAGCAAACAGGUCGCUUGGUUCUGGCAGUUUGUUCGACAAAUGGAUAACGAAAAGCGCGCAAGAUUACUUCAGUUCGUAACUGGCACGUGUCGAGUUCCCGUCGGCGGUUUCGCAGAACUCAUGGGAUCUAAUGGACCUCAACGAUUUUGUAUAGAGAAGGUCGGCAAGGACACUUGGCUGCCUCGAUCGCACACUUGCUUCAACCGCCUGGACUUGCCUCCCUACAAAAGCUACGAACAGUUGUGCGAAAAGUUAAACUUUGCGAUCGAAGAAACGGAGGGUUUCGGACAAGAGUGAUUAAUUCACUAGUAUUAGUAAAUGUAAUAUAAAUUUUAUCACCAUAAAUUAAUUGCACCAUUCCUCCUAAAGAGGCAUUUAUACCAAUGAAUUUGGUGCCGUCAAUAGACCAACCAAAUGUUGUAAGAAAUAUUUUGUUUUAACGUUUAUUUUUUAAUUAUUAUGUAGAUAUCAUUAGUGUAUUAUCAGUUGUAUAUUAAGAUAUAUUUUGUUUGAACUGUAUUUAAAGUUCUUCUAUAAAGUUCAAUAAAAUGACAAAAAUG